Coccinella septempunctata (seven-spotted ladybird) is the source of this 1589-nucleotide messenger RNA. RefSeq lists its product as uncharacterized. The coding region runs from base 113 to 1246 and encodes 377 amino acids. NCBI's taxonomy places the organism in Eukaryota, Metazoa, Arthropoda, Insecta, Coleoptera, Coccinellidae. The record is from RefSeq and is a predicted model, not a curated record. The transcript is spliced from 2 exons.
UAAGCAUUAAAUGUCGUUUCUCUUUUACAGAGAAACUCAGUUGUGCUUUUAAUCAACACUCAUCCUGAAAUAGUCUUAUAAAACGACAUUUCUUGACAAAUUGAAGACGAAGAUGUCUAAACUAAGGUUCACCUUUGAAGUAAAACCCUCUCAAGAUGGAAAAUCAAAUCACAUUGCCGUAACUUCUAUCAACACUGAAGAUGGCAGAAUAUUUUUGAUACCAGAAGAUUUUCAAGUGGCAUUCUUCCAUAAAGAAAUCUGUGCUACAAAGAAUUUUACAAUAAUCAAGAAUACCUUAAAACGAAGACAUCAAUACAGGAAUGUUUGGAUAGCCUUAACAGAAGAUAUUAAAAAAACCUACUUCGAUGAAGACGGUAACAUGGUUUUCAUGGAUAUGUACUUAGAUGAAGCAAAUCAACAAAUAAGCAAUUGUUCAUCUAACACUACCCAAAUAUUGGAUGAAAGCAAUCCUAUGGUCAAAAUCUUGGAAAAACUGGUGAAAAAUCAAGAGAAACAGAAGAAACAGAAUGUGAGGCAAGCAGCCGAGAGAUUUGUUCUUGAAAAAUAUGAUGGUAGAACUACAGAUUCAUAUCAAUGGCUUGAAGUUUUUGAAAAAGAAUGCGAUAGAUUUGAAAUUACUGAUGAUAGGGAAAAAAUUGAGAUAUUCAGAUUGUUUCUGGAGAAAUCAUGUGUGGACUGGUAUAAUUCCAUGAUGAUAAAACUAACAUUUGAUUCUGAAUGGUCAGAUUGGAGGAAAAAUUUUUGCCAAACUUACGCUAACAAGGGCUGGUCUGCUAGUAGGUAUGCGAUAUUUUUUAAAUACCAAACUGGCUCUCUACUGGAAUAUGCUGUGAAAAAAGAAAAACUAAUACUAGAGGUAAGAAAAAAAGUUGACCAGGGAACUCUAAUAGACUUAAUCGCUGCUGGCCUGCCCAAUUUCAUUGUGGAUAGGAUUAACAGAGAGGAAAUUUUGGAAACACAAGAUUUGUUCAAUGAAAUUGGGAGGUUAGAACAUCUUGUCAAGAAUAGAACAUUGAAACAAAAAUCUGAUGCAAAACCAAACCCAGAAAAGAAACAUAAAUGUAGCAUUUGUGAAAAACUGAAAAAGGGAGUUCGUUAUCAUUUAGAAUCUUCUUGUUGGUUCAAUGAAAAGGACAAACGAUCAAAUCAAAAAAAUCAAAUCAAAAUUGUUAAUAACUCAGAAAUAGAAUGCGAACUUCAAGAUGAGGAUCCAAAAAACUUGUAGUGCCGCCAUUGAUCAAAGUGAAAUUAGUAUUGAAUAAAAACGUUAACAUAUUUGGUGUCUACGAUUCCGGUUCGAAUGUGUCUCUUAUCAACUCUAGAUUGUUGAAAGUGGUUAAUAAAAAUAAACGUUAUUUCAAUAAAACUAAUUUGAAAACGAUUAAUGGCGUUAAACAAGCAAGUGGUAUGGUAUCACUUAAUGUGAAAAUUUUUGAUAUGGAAAAGAAAAUGAAUAUUUUCGUUAUAGAUAAAACAAACUUCGAUUAUGAUUUUCUGAUUGGUUUAGAUUGUAUAAAAAGUUUCUGUUUAACACAAAAUGAAAAUUUAGAAAUUAAUCAAAGAAAUCC